CAGAAAUGGUAUUUUCAAAAGGCGAUUCCGUCCAAAAUCCACUCUAUCCAUAAGGGCAUGAGUCUCACAUAAACUUUAACCUUUCAACGAUUUCAUCAUUAUGUAUAUAUACAAUUUUCUUGAUAUAAUCGAGUUUCAUUUCUUAACUCCGUAUAUGACUAUACUGCUACUUUAAAUUUUCUUGGAGGGAAUUAUUUCUUUGAUCCAUGUCGUUUUGGUGGUUGCUGUCCACAAUCUUCAUAGUCAUGCUUUAUCGAAGAACAUGCAUGGCUAAAAAUUUCUCAGCAAUUUUUGUUUUUGGUGAUUCCUUGGUGGAUGUGGGAAACAACAACUACAUACCAUCUUUGGCCAAGGCUGAUCAUGACCCCAUAGGCGUAGAUUUUGGGAAGGCAACAGGACGAUUUACGAAUGGAAGAACUGUUACCGACAUUUUAGGACAAGUAUUGGGAUUUAAAAAUUUUCCUCCACCAUACCUGGCUCCUACCACCGUUGGACCGGUAGUUCUACAAGGCGUCAAUUAUGCUUCUGGUGCUAGUGGAAUCCUUGACGAAUCAGGAGCAAACUAUAUUGGGAGAAUCCCAAUGGAUGCACAGCUGGACAACUUUGCGAAGACCAGGCUCGACAUAAUCUCAAGCAUAGGUGCUCCUGCAUCACUUAAGCUGUUCGCUACUGCUCUCUUCCAAGUAACAACUAGUUCAAACGAUUUUAUCAAUAACUACUUCCUACCAAGUCUGAUCAAGAAUCAACCACCACCUGAAACUUUCGUUGAAACCCUGAUUUCAGCAUUUAGAAGGCAACUCACGAAACUUUAUGAUCUUGGUGCUCGAAAGAUUAUCGUUACAAAUGCUCCUCCUGUUGGAUGCAUCCCAUAUGAAAGGGAUUAUAAUCCUUCAACUGGAAAAGAGUGUGUAGCCUCUCAAAAUCUCGUAGCACAACAAUUCAAUCAGCUGUUGAAAGGGAUGCUCAUAGAACUUACAGCCACACUCAAAGGAUCGACAUUUGUUUAUGCAGAUGUGUAUGGUAUCGUCGACGAUAUCAUCCAAAACUAUAAAUCAUACGAUUUUGAAAUCGCAGAUAGUGCAUGUUGCCACGUGCUGGGCUCACAUGGUGGUUUACUUCCAUGUUUGCCAUACGCUAAGAUUUGUCCAGAUAGAUCAAAGUACAUUUUCUGGGACUCUUAUCAUGUUACUGACAGUGUGAAUGUCAUCAUAGCAAAACGUCUAUUAGAUGGAGAUUUAAAUGAUAUUUCGCCACUUAACAUACGAGCGCUUUCACAUUCUUGAAACACAAAUCGAUCGAGUUUCACGUGGUUGUGUCAAUAAGAAGAAUGUGACAAGGGACUCGUCCACAAGAACGCAAUCAUGUAAUGCAAUCAUGGUCAUAAUGUCAUAUAAAUUAUCAUUAAUUUGAACAUUGUACGAUGAUCACUUACUUUAUGAAGAUCAUUUUACUAGCA
Molecule: messenger RNA, 1456 nt
Organism: Lactuca saligna
Lineage: Eukaryota; Viridiplantae; Streptophyta; Magnoliopsida; Asterales; Asteraceae
Source: the annotation of a GenBank genome assembly